This is a messenger RNA of Pseudomyrmex gracilis, 3397 nucleotides long. Its product is annotated as ankyrin repeat and death domain-containing protein 1A-like. The coding region runs from base 242 to 1948 and encodes 568 amino acids. NCBI's taxonomy places the organism in Eukaryota, Metazoa, Arthropoda, Insecta, Hymenoptera, Formicidae. The record is from RefSeq and is a predicted model, not a curated record. Gene Ontology annotation, biological process: signal transduction. Gene Ontology annotation, molecular function: protein binding. Gene Ontology annotation, cellular component: cytoplasm. The transcript has 14 exons.
CGAGCGAGUUUUUGUCCUUGUCGAAAGAACGAAGUACGCAUUAUUCACUUGAUUUCUCUUCAAUACUAUUGUGUCAGUGAUUGAAAAUACAAGAGGACGAAGGUUUCACUCAGAAAAAUAAGGUCGUCGAUAAUUAGCAGCGGUGCAGAGCAGUGCAGAGUACAUUAGCGUUGUCCAACGACCGAGAAAGCCGCGAACGCGAACAACAAUGGAUGUAGGUUCGGAACAACGACAAUGAAAGAUGGUGGACAAGGAGGAACUGAAUAUAACGAAGGCGAAGAACCCGCCGCCGCCGUUGAAUCUCAGCGAGGCGAUCGAGGACGAAGUACUGAACCAAAAGACUGCUAGAAUUCUUAAGAAUGAUCUUCUCCUACACGAGGCUGUGAUAAAGAACGAAGCGGACGCCGUUCGCAAGGUGCUUAAGGAGACCGUCGACGUCGAUUCUAGAAACAACUAUGGCCGCGCUCCGAUACACUGGGCAGCGUCCAGAGGAAACACGGAGAUUAUCGAAAUACUGAUACAAGCCAAUUGCGACAUUGAGGCGAAGGAUAAGUAUGGAAUGCGGCCUUUACACAUGGCCGCUCGCCACGGACAUCGAGACGCGGUUAAGAUGCUGAUCAAUGCCGGUGCGAACGUAUCGGCAAUUAAUAAGAAACAAUACACCCUCUUAAUGUGUGGUGCCCGCGGUGGCAACGCAGGCGUGGUGGAAUAUCUCACCGAGGUUGUGGAAUCGUUAAAUGGCGAGGCCAUCGACUGCAUCGGUGCGACUGCACUUCAUCACGCGGCCAUCGCCGGUCAUCCCGGGGUGAUAGCAGCGAUCGCCAACAUCCCGCAGAUCGUGAUUGACGCCACGGACAAGAAAGGACAGACACCGUUACACUGUGCGUGUACCGAAGGACACUUGGAGGCGGUCGAGGUUCUUAUAGGAUUAGGCGCCGACGUAGACGCCCAGGAUAACGAGGGUAACACCCCGCUUCACGUGGCCACAAGAACGAGACACACGGGCAUUGCGCAAUUGUUAUUGAACGCACGAGCAAACACCGAGCUAAUCGACACGGAGGGUUUCACUCCUCUGCACGUAGCCGCGAGCCAAGGAUGUAAAGGGAUCCUCGACUCCAUGAUACAGCACGGAGCUGAUCUUAACAAGCAGUGCAAGAACGGUAACACGCCUCUGCAUCUGGCUUGCCAAAACAACGAAGUGGAAACGGUCGAGAUAUUAAUUAACAAAGGUGUCGAUCUCAACUGUUUGAAUCUGAGGCUUCAAUCGCCCAUACAUAUCGCAGCCGAGAUGGGACACACGGAUAUUUGCGAAUUACUUCUCGCGGCUGGCGCAAAUAUCGAGCAAAAAGAACAGAGCGGCCGAACGCCACUUUACAUCGCGGCGAGGGGCAGUUUCACGGCCAUCGUCGACAUGAUCAUCAAAACCGCAAGACUGGAUUAUCCGAUCCCGGAGAUCUCGAAUUCCGACAAGGAAGUUCGGGAAUUGACUCCGGCGCGAAGACGAUGGCGGGAAGGAUCACGGGGUGGCAGCGUCUCAAGCAACAACGGCCGUCUGUCCGAGCAGAUGCGGUCCAUUCUCUGGAAACUGGCCUACAAGCAAUUGGCACCCGGUGACUGGAAGAAGUUGGCUCUCCACUGGGCAUUCACCGUCGAUCAGAUCCGAGCGAUCGAGCAUCAAUACACGGUGCGACUAGAGCAGCUUUAUGAAAAGGACGAUAAAGCUCCAAUUAUAGGUCCUUCAAGCUACAAAGAGCACGGAUUUCGAAUGCUGAUGAUCUGGGCCACCGGAUUAAGUCCCGACGUAGUGCUGGUGAAGGAGCUUUGCGACGCGCUGUCAGCCGUGGACAAAAAAACAAUCGCUGAUUCCAUUCGGAAGCAGAUAGAGCAGGGAAACGACAGCAAAGCGAAAUCGAAAGGACAACGAUGUCACAAAUGCUCCGUCGUAUGAAGUGCCAACCGCGUGGCAUCCACAAAAACGUAAAUCCCAUACAUACGUACGGAGAUAUGUUUAUGUCGCAAUUAUAUGAUGUAUAUGUCGUAAAAGCUGCUGUUAGAAACUUACCUGUAGCGAGGAAAGUUCUCUGAAGACGUCGGCAAACGCGUAGAUUUAUGACGGUGAUGAAAAGCGCAUGUACGCGGUGUGUCGUAUAAACGACAUCAUUUCUAUCAUUGACAUUCAAUUCCUCGGAACGCAAACAACGAUGUAAAUUUAUGAAGUUGCAUAUGUAGGUGAUUUGUCAUAAACAAAACGUCUUUUCGAGGGAAUCAGAGAAUUUCGCGAUAACAUAUCGGAAUGCACAUCAGAGAUAAAUAUGGAUAUUCGACGAAGAUUUAUAUUUCAAGUUGUGUUGCGCGAAACAAAAAUACGAAUCUACAAAAGAAUCUCUUAGCUUGUAUUAAAAACAAACAAGAUAUUCGAAACGCAGAGCAUAUAUAUACAUUACAAAUAGCGUAUAUGCAACAGAAAAAAAAAAAAAGAGAUACUCGAACAUACGUACGAAAACCAAACCGUCCCAAGCUGAUCUGAAUUUAGGCAAUUGUCACGAUAUUCCGUACUUCUUUUCUUUUAUAGAAAAAUAUCAUAUCCGUAGAAAUUGGGGACAGUACACUUUAACAGAAAUCAUCAAAUAAACAAGCGAUGCAAUUGUAAAAUCAAAGUAACAAUCGAACGUAGAGACUACGAAGUAAAAAGUAAAUAAUAACAGAGUCUAGAGUAAAUAAACGUGUAACAUUUUGCAGGGCUUUUGAUGUGUGAUAAAGUUAUAAAAUUUUUCGAGAUAAAAAGAAAAAAAUACAUAAUAAAAUCGAUAGAGCGACUAUAGCACGGUUCUCGAGAGACAAUCCACAUAUCUAAAUAAUUAACAUAUCUAGAUAUCUACCCUUACGAGUGAUACGUGACUUUAUUUUGUGACUUUAUUUUGUGUCGCAAUGUGUGUAGUUUGUAAUUAAAAAAAAAAAAAAAAAUCAUUAAGUUUUUGAUUGCGUAAAAUCGAAAUGUCAAUCGAAAAAAAAAUCAAUUUUUUAUUACAUAUAUUUAACUUAUAUAAUUUUAUAACGUCGAAAUAAAUAUAUCAUAUCACUAAACGAUAUUUGUAAAGAAUGAAUAAGAAAUACUUUUCGCAUUUUCGUUUGCAUUUGUUCGCACCCUUCCAAUUAUUGACGAAGGGUGAGGAUCAAGAGAAAAAAAAUGUACAUACUAUAAAUAAGUCAAUAUUCUCUUGCUCGAGAGGAUAUUUUUGCAUUUAAGCACAAAAAAAAAACAAAACAGAACAAUUUUAAAUAAUGUCUCACUUCUGACGCUUAAAAACGGAAAUAUCCCCUUAACGAAAAUCAUAAGCUUCCGAAACUGAUUACCGAAAGUAUGGAUUUUUCAACAAAUGUGCAUAUCUCAUCUUGA